GAAGAAAAGAGGGGAACAUAAAAUUAGAAAACAAACAAGAAAAAAGAGAAGGAAAAGAACUGGAAGCAGCAGUAUGCAGGUGAAAUCGGCCGGCGUACAAAAACUUUCUGAUCUUUCAAUAAUUUCCUUAGCUUCAAACGGCGUCUGUAAUACACUGCCUGCAACUAAUCGCAACUUAAGCUUCAGUAAUGGCGGAUUCUCAGUCUCUUCUUCCUUCGCCGCCAUAUCUCGGAAAACGCGACCUUUUCUGCUCAAGGUAAAUGCAGCUGCUGCAGAAACCGAUGAUCAGCCGAAGUGGUGGGAGAAGAAUGCGGGCCCCAAUAUGAUGGAUAUUCAUUCAACUGAAGAAUUCUUAGAUGCUUUGAGCCAAGCUGGGGAUAGAUUAGUCAUUGUUGAAUUCUUUGGCGCAUGGUGUGCUUCUUGCCGAGCUUUAUUCCCCAAAAUUUGCAGGAUUGCGGAACAACACCCGGAAAUUAUAUUUCUAAAAGUGAAUUUCGACGAGAAUAAGCCACUCUGCAAAAGUUUGAAUAUAAAAGUCCUCCCAUAUUUCCACUUCUACAGAGGAUCCGAUGGCCUCUUAGAUUCCUUUUCGUGCUCUCUCGCUAAGCUCCAGAAAUUGAAGGAUGCCAUUGCAGCUCAUAACAAAGCUCUUCACAAGGAGGGUUUUCUCGAGGAUAAUACAUUAUAGCUGGAUUCGAGGUAGGUUUUUCGAGUUUUUCUAUUUGCAAUGUUCGUGUGGUUCGUCUAAAUACUUUGAAAAAAAAUGUUGUAUAUAGUUCUUUGCGCAAAGUACUUCGAUACAUAUUUGAACUCAACUUUGUAUAUUAUCCCUAAUUAAACUGAAUGAAAUCAUCGAUUCAACUUCCUUAGUUAUGCACUGAA
This is a messenger RNA of Erythranthe guttata (spotted monkey flower), 882 nucleotides long. RefSeq names its product thioredoxin-like 2, chloroplastic. NCBI's taxonomy places the organism in Eukaryota, Viridiplantae, Streptophyta, Magnoliopsida, Lamiales, Phrymaceae. The record is from RefSeq and is a predicted model, not a curated record. Gene Ontology annotation, biological process: cell redox homeostasis. Gene Ontology annotation, cellular component: chloroplast.